UCUACACACUUCGGAAUAUAGAUUUUGUUGAGGCGUUUUGCCUGAGUUUGGAAAACAUUAGAGAAGGACUGCCUUCAAACUAUUAUGCACACAAUCUGUUAAGAUAUGUACACAUUUCCUUGUGACAUGGUAGAGAAGUGCAUAGAGUAUUUAUAGGAACCGGCUUUUAUAACGCUAUCAGCGGACUCGAGCAAGUAUGGAAAUCGAUGGGAAUUCAUUGUUUGUGGAGAUUCACCCACAUCAUCAUGAAGUAGGAAUAGCAAAGCGACUGAAACUUUUUUGAUCAGUGAGCGGAGUGUUUUUAUUCUUUAUAUUUUAAAUUAAUACAUUUUAAAUUAAUAAAAGAAAAAUCGGUGUACUUUUAAUCAAAGACAAGUGGAAAAGAAUUCAAGCGAGAGCCUGUGAGAAAAGAAGCUGUCCCAUGUAACGAAACGUAAUCGUUUAAGUUUGUUUUUAGCUAGUUUUAGAGAUUUUUUUGUAGUCCUAGUUUUGGUACAAAUACUAUAUCAUCAAUUGGGUGUAUAUAAGGCGCCCGAUAUAUCUUUUGAAGCCAUGUCUUAGAGAAAAUUUUAAGCGGUUUUAACAAGUUUUAAGAAGUUGUUUUGGCUACUACACCAAAGAUGAGGUCUUCUUUGGCUCCCGGCAUUAGACUGAUCACGUCCUUCUCAAGAGACAGCUGGUACCGAGGUUUCACCCUCUUCCUCACCUUCCUCUUCUAUACCAGCUACCAUCUCUCCCGGAAACCCAUCAGCAUCGUUAAGAGUCAGCUGCACAGAAAUUGUUCCACCCUCAUUCGACCUCCAAACCUCAAUGGAACUGACAAUGAAACCUGGUGUGACUGGGCGCCCUUUGACCAGGACAACUACCAGACACUGUUUGGAGCCGUGGACAACUCCUUCCUGGUUGCUUAUGCCAUUGGCAUGUUUUUCAGUGGGAUAUUUGGAGAGCGCGUGCCCCUGCGCUACUACUUGACCAUCGGUAUGCUUCUCAGUGGUCUCUUCACGUGUCUGUUUGGCCUGGGCUUCUACUUGAACAUCCACUCAAUAUGGUACUACGCCUUCGUCCAGGCAAUGAAUGGACUGGUGCAGACGACGGGCUGGCCUGCAGUGGUGGCCUGCGUUGGGAACUGGUUUGGAAAAGGGAAACGAGGGUUCAUCAUGGGCGUCUGGAACUCCCACACCUCGGUAGGCAACAUCCUGGGCUCGCUCAUCGCUGGCGUCUUCGUAUCCUCGGCCUGGGGCAUGUCCUUCAUCGUGCCUGGCAUCAUCAUCGCCUCCACUGGCGUUCUCUGCUUCUUCUUCCUGGUGGAGAAACCAGAAGAUGUCGGUUGCAGCCCUCCGCAACACCAUGAGGACAAUGAGAAGGAGCCUCUCUUACAGAACUCAUACAGUAAUGAGGAGAUCUUCAGCAGUCCUGGCCAGUCCAACUCUAUCUCCUCUGAGCCGGCAGAGGAGCACACCAAGGCCAUCAGCUUCUGUGGGGCCCUCAGGAUACCUGGCGUGAUGGAGUUCUCCCUCUGUCUGCUGUUCGCUAAGCUCGUUAGCUACACUUUCCUCUACUGGCUUCCUCUCUACAUUGCUAACGUUGCCCAUUUUGACCCCAAGGAAGCUGGGGACAUGUCAACACUAUUUGAUGUAGGAGGAAUUGUUGGGGGCAUCGUGGCUGGACUGGUGUCGGACCAAACUGGGGGCAGAGCCUCUACCUGCUGUGUCAUGUUAAUCCUGGCUGCCCCUAUGCUGUUCCUGUUCAACCACAUUGGACAGCAUAGCCUAGCAACCACAAUCGGGAUGCUGUUGGUGUGCGGAGCCCUGGUGAACGGCCCCUACGCCCUCAUCACCACCGCUGUGUCUGCUGACUUGGGGACGCAUGAGAGCCUGAGAGGAAAUUCUAGAGCGUUGUCAACGGUCACUGCAAUUAUUGACGGCACGGGGUCAAUAGGUGCCGCCCUAGGUCCUCUGUUAGCAGGGCUGAUCUCUCCGACGGGAUGGAACAAUGUCUUUUUCAUGCUGAUCACUGCUGAUAUCCUCGCCUGUUUGCUGCUGUCCAGGCUGGUGUAUAAAGAGGUGAGGGGCUGGUGUGGACACAGCCCCAGACAUGGAGGGUUCAAAGAAAUCUGAGUGGCCGCCUGGGACAAGAGACCGUAUCACACCUGCGAGGAUGGGCGCAGGAAAAAUGACCCAGUAAUAAUCCCUGAGGCACACCAUGAUUCAUACGGUUCUAGUCCUUUCAUCCUUCAGCCUUAAUGGGUCCAGACCUCGUCCCCAGUGGAUGAAAGGAGCUGAAAAAGGAGGAAGGGGCCAUUGAUAUUCUGGGACCGUCUGACAGAGAGAACAUGUCCUUUCCUCAAGUGACCGCAAAGCUCUUUCUCUUUUAAACCCCAAAAAUACACUUAAUUUUUUUUUUUUUAAUAGACUGUCUCUCUUAUAGCUCCUCUCAGUGCAGUGUGCAUCUUUCAUGUUUUAGCAUUACAAUUCUGUGCACACUGUGCCUUUCCCCAAUCUCCCCUCCAGUUGACAUCAUUUUGCACAGCCGGGGGAUGCCAAACUACAUAAGCAGUAAAGGAGGAGUUUCAAGGUAAUCAAAGGCUGUGGAGGUGAAUGUCAUCACCAACAAAAACACAACAGAUAAGGAAACAUUUGCUGACCGACCUAAAAAAUUAAAAAAUCUCAGACAGCA
This is a messenger RNA of Salvelinus sp. IW2-2015, 2676 nucleotides long. RefSeq names its product glucose-6-phosphate exchanger SLC37A2-like. Gene Ontology annotation, cellular component: endoplasmic reticulum membrane. Lineage: Eukaryota; Metazoa; Chordata; Actinopteri; Salmoniformes; Salmonidae. Gene Ontology annotation, biological process: glucose-6-phosphate transport; phosphate ion transmembrane transport. Gene Ontology annotation, molecular function: glucose 6-phosphate:phosphate antiporter activity. The record is from RefSeq and is a predicted model, not a curated record.